UGAGGCCAAAAGAAAGAAAUCAGGAAGUGUUUUUUUUCUUUCUCUCUCUCUCUCUCACUGGCUUGAAUGCAGCCGUGCACAGUCUUGCCACGGCAGUACUAAGGAGAAGAGCAGCAGCUCUGAGAAGACUAAUCUGAAAGCGCCACAUGAAGAGGUUUGAAGAUGUUUUUGCCACUGGCUUCUGUUGUCUCACUUCUGGCUGUCGUUAUUCCGACCGCCAGUAGCGGGAAGGUCCUUGUAUUUCCACAUGACGGCAGCCACUGGGUGAACAUGAAGGUACUUGUUGAGGGGCUGCAUUUAAAGGGACAUGCUGUGACGGUCAUUCGAGCCAUGGACAGCUGGUACAUCAGUGAGUCGUCUCCACAUUACAACACGAUCACAGUGGAUGUUGCCGGUGGAGGAGAUGAGGAUUUUUUCCGCCUCUUCGUCUCUGAGGUUAUUAAAAUUAAACGAAGCAAGGGGUCUGCAUGGGCCCGUCUUGCUUUGGACCUGGAGUUAAAAGACAAGUUCUUUGAACUGCACAGGAAAAUCUGUGAGGUGAUCGUUCACAUGUUUGAAAAUAAAGACCUAAUGAAGUCUUUUCAAGAAGCAAAGUACGAUGUGGUUUUGACUGACCCUUCUAAUGGUGGUGGAGUAUUGCUGGCCCACUACCUCGGCUUGCCAUUAGUGUUCAAUGCUCGAUGGACUGUUCACGGUGAAGCCCAUUUUGCUAUUGCGCCCUCUCCGCUCUCCUACGUCCCACUUCCACCUUCGGAAUUAACAGAUCAAAUGACUUUCUCCGAGAGGGUCCAAAACGUGGUGUUCUACACUAUGAGGAUGCAUCUGUACAAGCAGACAGUCGGGCCACAUUACAGUGCACUGACCAGCCGAUACAUUGACCCAGAUGUCAGCUACUUUUCCUUGUUUCAAGCUGCAGACCUGUGGCUCAUGAGAGUGGACUUUGUGUUUGAGUUCCCUCGGCCCACCAUGCCUAACGUCGUGUACAUGGGAGGGUUCCAGUGUAAACCUGCUAAACCUCUACCUCAACACUUGGAGGAGUUUGUUCAGAGUUCUGGAGAGCAUGGAGUCAUCAUCAUGUCACUGGGGACUUUGAUUGGAGAACUUCCCCCUGAUUUAGCUGAGGAGAUCGCUGCUGCUUUUGCUAAAAUGCCUCAGAAAGUCAUCUGGAGGUAUAAAGGUGAAAGGCCAGCCACUCUGGGUAACAACACCUUAAUGAUUGACUGGAUGCCACAGAAUGACCUUCUAGGACACCCUAAGAUCAAACUGUUUGUGAGUCACGGGGGAACAAACGGGAUUUAUGAGGCCAUAUAUCACGGUGUUCCAAUUGUAGGCAUCCCCAUUGUGUUUGAUCAAGCCGAUAACCUCUCCAGGCUGAGGGCAAAAAGAGUAGCAAAGGUUAUGAAUGUUGCUGAUUUGGAUAGGCAAAAUUUUCAGGAAGUCAUCCAAGAAGUCCUGAACGAGCCCUCCUACAGGAUGAACAUGCAGAGACUCUCCAGGCUGCACAGAGAUCAGCCAAUAACGCCACUGGAGCGCGCCCUCUUCUGGAUAGAGUUUGUUAUGAGGCACAAAGGUGCAGCUCACCUGAGAACUGAGUCCUACAAAAUGCCCUGGUACUCCUACUACUCUGUAGAUGUUACAUUAUUUUUACUUACAGUCGUACUACUUGUGAUUUUAUUGUUUGCUGGAUUAAUAAAGUUCUGUUUUAGAUUGUGCUUUAAAAGAAAACAGAAAAAUGACUAACCAGGCAAGAGGAACUGAUAAUAUUGGUAUACUUCUAUGUCAUAGUAGGCUUGGCUGUGAUAAGUUGAAUACUGCAUUAAUGGUGUUUUGUACUUGAAGUUUCCUAGAAACAUUUUAUUAGUUUGUUAGUUUCUGUUCUGCUAUGUUCAUUGUCAUUCAUUAUGAAUUGUAUUACUCAGGAGGUGUUUCUGUUAUCUGGCUCGACUUCACUAAUGCAAUACUUGCACUCCAAAAUGAUCCCACAGUCGUAGGUGUGCAAUAAACUUUCAGUUGAGUGGAAAA
Mugil cephalus (flathead mullet) is the source of this 2022-nucleotide messenger RNA. RefSeq names its product UDP-glucuronosyltransferase 2A2-like. The coding region runs from base 163 to 1740 and encodes 525 amino acids. Gene Ontology annotation, molecular function: UDP-glycosyltransferase activity. The transcript is spliced from 2 exons. The record is from RefSeq and is a predicted model, not a curated record. NCBI's taxonomy places the organism in Eukaryota, Metazoa, Chordata, Actinopteri, Mugiliformes, Mugilidae.